GGACUUUUCUCAGUCCAGGGCUGACUCUCCUGACUCCAUCUGCUCCACAGACCUCCAGUCAUGUCUCUUCUAACGGUGCAUGGCCUCUUCCUGGCCUUCAUGUUCUCUUUAAGCUCUUCUGCUGUCAUUUUAGAAAAUGGCAUGCCUAUACUUUGGACACAAACAGUAAGCGAGGUAACAGAACUCCCCACGUUGAAUGGGAUUGUAACACCAAAUCCCUGGAAUUACCUGCAGCGCAUGAGUCUUUACCGGCUGCUGGUAGCUGCGACGGAUCCCUUCACAGAGUACAUGAGGACAAACCCUACGGAUGGACCAAUCUGGGGGCUGCCGCUGCAGCUGGGUUGGAUGCUGACUUCAGGUCGCCUUGCUGAUCCAACCGGUGCAUCAACAUGUGGCUUGCAGACCGGAGACACCAUGUGCAUCUCAGCACAGAGCUGGUGGGGCUGUAUGAACUACUUCACCUCUGCAUUUCCUUUCCUGUCUGCAGCACAGAAUGGCCUAUUGGGACAAGAUCUUCAAGUCCAGCUGCAGGCACCUGAGGGUGCAGAUGGCUUUUGCACCACCCAUGCUGACUGUUCAGCUCAGUACCCUGAUGCCAUGACAAAGUGGGACGCCUUCUUUCAGGCUGUCAAGGUCACCGACUCUCCCCUUCCAGUCACUGAAAAGACAGACAACAUCCUUGGCGUGUACUGGCAAGCUCAGAUGGCUUCCCUUUAUGCCUCUGCAGUGUGUAAUCCCAGGCAGAGCCACUAUUCCUCUGAGGAGGUGGCGUUUGCCAACAGCUGGCUGAACUCAGCUGAGUAUGUAUCUGCAGUACACUUCCACUCCACCCUGGAAAAGACGGUGCUGUUCCUGAAUCCCCUCCCAAGUCGAGUUUUACUGGAGGGAGAUGUGGCUCCUAACAUUGCUGAUCUUAGUCAGGAGGAGAACCAUACGCUGUCCAUUUUCUCUUGGAUGAAGAACAUCAACACUCUUCUUGGUGGCUCUUUGGUGCGCAUGUGGAAAGGUGCCAUGUGCUCAGUGACCACUAGGGAGAAAGGAAGAGCGGUGCUGGAGCAGCUGAUUCUCAAUCCCAGCUUCGCCACCAGCACUCUCCUGUCCAUCAUUCCAGAGAUGGCGUCAAGCUGCUGAGACAGACAUGAAAACAGAGAUUCUUGUCUUCUACUUCCUACUCAGCUAGAGAAACGCUCGACAUCUAAAUCUGUCACCACUGUUUGUACCUGGACCCGCUGACUUAGGGCGCCAGACUGUUUCAAAGGCGUCUUUGUUCUCUAACGAUUAUGUCUGUUGAUAAAGCAUUAAAAAGCCAUUCUACAUUUGUA
Molecule: messenger RNA, 1322 nt
Organism: Oryzias melastigma (Indian medaka)
Lineage: Eukaryota; Metazoa; Chordata; Actinopteri; Beloniformes; Adrianichthyidae
Product: protein LEG1 homolog
Exons: 8
Coding region: 61-1131 (356 amino acids)
Source: RefSeq, a predicted model, not a curated record